Messenger RNA from Striga hermonthica, 1128 nucleotides. The record is from the annotation of a GenBank genome assembly. Lineage: Eukaryota; Viridiplantae; Streptophyta; Magnoliopsida; Lamiales; Orobanchaceae.
AUGGAGAAGAAAACUGAAGAGAAUUCUAUGGGGUCUUCGGUGGAGAACUCAACCGACUGGUCAGAUCUUCUAGCAAAGAUAAAUGCUGGCAAUCCUUCUUCCUCUUCAUCUCUAACGGACACCUUCAAAUCCACAUUCAAAGUCACCCUGAAGACGUUUGACUACAUAUGCUCGCUCGUGGGGGACCACAUGAUGACCAAGUCCCAGUUUUCCUUCUCAAACGGCAAACCCAUCCCACUCACCCACCAGGUCGCCCUCUCCCUCCUCCGCCUCGGCUCCGGAAACUCCCUCAUAUCCAUCGGGGAGUCGUUCGGGGCCCACCACUCCACUGUCUCCCAGGUUACGUGGCGCUUCGUGGAGGCCCUCGAGGAGCGUGGGCUCCGCCAUCUCUGCUGGCCAUCCUCCGCGCAAGAGAUGGCGGACAUACAAAGGAAGUUUGAGAGAAUCCGGGGGCUCCCCAACUGCUGUGGUGUGAUAGACACCACGCACAUAACCAUGUUGCUCACAUCGUCCGACCCGGAGGCUGACUCGUGGCUCGACCGGGACGGGAACCACAGCAUGGUCCUGCAGGCAAUCGUGGACCCUGAUCUGAGGUUCCGGAACGUGGUCACUGGGUGGCCCGGGAAAAUGAGCGACUCUCUUGUUCUGCGGAGCUCGAAUUUUUUCAAACUGUGCCAAAGCGGGGAGAGGCUGAACGGGGAGAGGAUGAGUUUGUGUGAGGAAAAUGAGGUGGGAGAGUAUAUAAUUGGCGACUCGGGUUUCCCUUUGCUGCCUUGGCUUGUGACUCCUUAUCAGGGGAAGGGGCUGAAGGAGAGGGAGUUGGAUUUCAAUGAGAGGCUUUUGGCUACUCAUGUUGUGGCGAAAAGGGCGUUGACGAGGCUGAAGGAGGUGUGGAGGAUGAUUCAUGGGGGUAUGUGGAGGCCUGACAAGCAUAAGUUGCCGAGGUUUGUACUCGUCUGUUGUAUACUGCACAACAUCGUUAUAGACAUGGAGGAUGGGGGUUCCGACGAGAUGCCUUUGUUGGCCGUUCACCAUGAUACUGGAUAUGGACAGGAGGUGUGUGAGUCGGUUGAGCAAGAGGGAUUGAUUCUGAGGGACAAAUUGUCCAUGUUUUUUUCUGCUACUUGA